UGUGAAAUGAAAAGUAGAUUAUUUUCUGUAAUUUUUAAAAGUUCCCCUUUGAAUUAACGAUUUCAUUGCAAAUGGAGUUUCAAUGUUGAUGUUUUGUACAAAUCUAACUGGAAGUAACGAAAAAAGCAAAUGGUAUUAAGUUUCCGGAGGAAUGAGCUUGUUGAUCUCCUGGGCUUUGUUGGGAUGAACAAAACUGGUGUCAAGGCUACACUUCUACAGAGGGCUGUUACAUUGAUAAAUUCAUCCCGGGGAUGUUCGGUUCCAGUGCAAAUCAAAAUUAGAGAACUUUAUAGACAAAUACACAAUCCAUAUGCAACGGAGCCUCCUCGAACUCGAAACCCUCCGCGUGCAGCAGCACAGCUUGCAGAUCCAAGGCUACGUGGGAAGUAUCCGACCCCAGGGGGAUCAAAGACCAGCAUGAAUACAUCAAGUAUGUUACCCAGUGCAGUGGAUUUCUCCAAGCGAGCACAGGAGCUGGCUGCAGCGGCAGGGGUUCAGUCAUUACCCGUCCAUCCAGACGUCCGCUUCAAACCUUUACCCUUCUUUGACAUCAUGGGAGAGCUCCUUAAACCAACUAGUCUAUCACCCAAGGGUAUUUCGAGGUACCAGGAGACAUACUUUGUGUUUCACCUUACACCCCAGCAGGCACAAGAUAUUGCCAUGUCCCGAGAUUUCCGGCCCACAGCCAAGUGGGAAUACACAGCACAGGUCCAGCUCAGGUUUUGUUUCCUUGAGACAAGUUGUGAGCAGGACGACAACUUUCCACCAAGUAUCUGUGUUCGAGUAAAUGGCAAAGUGGCUCAGUUACCUAACCCUAUUCCCACAACAAAGCCUGGCGUAGAGCCAAAACGUCCAGGUCGACCGGUAGACAUCACAUCAUUAUGUCGACUGUCUCCUACCAUGCCUAACCAUGUGGAGAUUUCAUGGGCAUCUGAGUUCGGAAGGGGUUUUGUAGUGUCAAUAAACUUAGUCAAACGUCUCACAUCUGAUACCUUACUACAGCGGUUAAAAGAAUUUGGUAACAGACAUCCUGACCACACAAGAGCCAUGAUAAAAGAGAAGCUGCAUCAUGAUGCAGACAGCGAGAUUGCCACAACUAGUCUACGGGUGUCAUUAGUAUGUCCAUUGGGCAAGAUGCGGAUGCAGUUACCAUGUCGGGCGGAAUCAUGCAAACAUCUACAGUGUUUCGACGCAACCACAUAUCUCAUGAUGAACGAGAAAAAACCCACAUGGCUCUGUCCUGUGUGUGAUAAACAAACGCCUUUUAACAAACUUAACAUUGAUAGGUUGUUUUGUGAGAUUCUUCAAAGCACUGAUGAGUCAGAAAUCCAGUUUGUAGAAGAUGGGUCAUGGUCGGCCAUCAAAAAUAAAGAGACCACACACACCAUCCAGAGCACACCAUCAAGAUCAGCUAACGAGAGUGCAGUGAACUUAUGUGAUGGAGAUUCUGACUCACCUGGCCCAUCCCCGGCUGCGAAGAAACCGAAAAUGGAAGUGAUAGACCUCACAUUAUCAGAUUCUGAAGAUGACGAACCCGCAUCAGUAGCCCAGUCCUCUACACAUGAAAUUAGCUCAGGGUGCUCCACCCCAUCCAUGGGCCUUGGCUCGUGUUCAGUCCCAAGUGGGAGCGCAACCGUGUCAGACAGCUUGCCUCCAAUGCCCCCACUCCUUGCCUUUGACCCCAGCCUAAACAAUCUCACCAACCAACUCAACUCUAUGAGUAACGGUCAGAAAAACACGGAGUUUGUUGGACUUAACCUUAGCACCCGUCCAAGCAGUAGCUCCAUUAUUUCAACCAAACGGGAAAAGCACAGUGAUUCCGAGACAGAUUCCUGGCUCUCAGCUCUCAGUGGUCAUAUGCAGGGCCAGAAGCGACCCCACUCCGGCAGUGGGACGGCCCCUCCACCGCAGAAGAGGGCGAUGAUGGACCAGCUUGCCAGUGACUCACCUGCUUCAUCCAAUUCAAACAUGUCUCCAUUAGUAGACUUGGACCAGCUCUGCAGUAUCCUCGACUCCGACAGGGACCGACACAAGGAGGAGAUAUCCAGCGUGUUGUCAUUUCCAAGUGACUUUCCCAUGUCUGGUUCGGCAAGCAACUCGAGAAGUGCAUUCAGUGUCUCACCAUCCGACAUCAUAGCACUGGACUGAGGGAUGAGACUGGGGUUUAGAACUGUGGGAACAAUGCUUACCAAAGUCUCAGGCUGUGUUGAACAUUGGAGGGCAUUUUUUGUCCACGUUGUUGACACGAGAAGACCGUUGUAUGAGAUCACAUUCUGUGGCUGAAACGAAAGACGUUUAAGCAAAUAGAGGCCUCUUUUAAACAUGGUUGUUUGAAUCAAAACAUGACCAUUUGGGUCUGAGCCAAACUGAUCUAACAAUUACUGUGUUCACAUGGUAAUAUGUCUUACAUGUUAUUUCUUUGAGUUAAUCCGUUACAGUAAGCGUUAUACGUAUGUUUCAUCCACUGUGAGAUAUAUUUAUGUAUAAAAAUUGUUUUACAAAAGGUUUGUUGAACAAACUUUUAAACCUCACAGUUUUUAGACGGAUUGUUCUGAACCUGUUACAUGUGAUCACCAUGAAGUUAACAGUUGUCUAAACACAUUCUCCAUUUGCUGUUCUUAUUUGUUGUUUUGUUCUAAAGAGUUAUGGCCCUCUGACUGAAUGUUCACUUCUCAGCUUUAUUUAUUUUCAACUCUUGUUUGAUUUUGAGAUUAUAAUUUUCUAUGAAAUAUAACGGAUUUAGUAAAAUGCCAUCAACAAUAGCCUUCAUAUAUUUUAUCAUAUCAAUUGACCAUUGUAUAUAUACAUACAUUGUUGUUUUAAUUGUUUCUGCUCAGGUGCUGUAAAGUGUAAAGAUAAUGGUUAUAUUUUAAAAAGAUGCAUGAAAUAGUUCUGUUUUAACUGUUGACAUACAUACACCAUAAACUGACAAACAUUCUAUUGAAAUGAUGGAUUUCUUUGGCAGUGUUUUUAACAUUUUUCUUUCAGCACCGAUGAAUUGUUAAACUUUAAAUAUUUGCUUGUAAUGAUCUCAACAAACAGCAAUUUCAUUGUACAUGCGAUCCAUUUUUAUUGAAAAUCUCUUUUUAGUCACUAUUAUAUUAGCAUUUCCAUCAUCAUUAUCAUCAUCAUCAUCAUCAUCAUCAUCGCUGAUUUGUACACUACUCAUCAUAAGUUUCAUCACUUCCUACAAAUUCACCAUUGAUUUUGAUAUAAGUUUAAUAUGUUAACUGGGAUACUUGAUAAUAAUAUUUUUGGUCAGCUAAAUUCUGAUAAUUCAGACAUAAUUAUACAUAUGGCCAUGCCAAAAUACCAAAUAGAUUCUGUGUUAAACAACAAGUCUUGCCUACUUAGAAGGAAAAAAAGAGCCAUUGGAAAAAAUAUUCUUACAAAAAUGCCCCUGAUGGCAUGAAAUCUUUUCACAUUCAUUUCCAGAUCAAUACAUCUUGAAAUUUAACUUAAACUCAGAUCAUUGUUAUUUUAAUCAUAGUUAAGUUCCUGAAAUUCAUAUUGCCAUGCUUAAUUUAGAUUUUGGUAGAGGUUUUUGGACUCAGUAAACAUAUAGAAUCAAUUUGGCAUUUCCUAAGUUAAGAAAACAAUGUUUUGUUUUGCAUUGCUUCUGGAUUGAAUCUUGACAAUCUGUUAAAAAAUUAAUGCCAUGAAAAAUUGCUAUAAAUUUUGAUCCAGUGUUUCCAAUGCUCCUAAAGUUGGCAUUUGUUCAUGAAAUUAACCGAGAAAAUCUUCCAAUGUCUGGGUUUUCAAUACAAAAUGCUGAAGAAUAAAUUCCUUGUACCAAUUAAGAGACUUUUGGAGAACAGUGUAUAUGAUUGUUGUCUCUUUUAAAUGGCUAUUCAACAGAGAACUUGAUUUCAGUCAACAUAUUCUGAAGAAGAAAUAUUUUCUUUUCCAAUCUUGGCACAAAAUAUAUGAGACACUGGGCCGAUCGUUCAGAACUUUGUUAACAAAGUUAACAACAUUGUUAACGACACAGUUUUAAACUUUAGUAGGUGAAUAGUUGAUGAUAUGCUCAUAUUUCAAUGAAACAAGUACAGCUGAAACAGUUGUCUCAUAUCUUGUUAGAAAUACUGCUGUAUAUAUUAAGAUGCUUCUGUAAUACAGACCCUGGUCUCAUGUAUAUCCAUAAGACUUACAGUGCAAUACAGGUUUAAACGUUAACAACAACGACUUUGUUACUUUUAACUAAGUUCUAAACAAUUGGCCCUAUGUCUCCUUGUGUUAAAUUUUAAUAAUUUGAAUUUGUAGUAGUGCUUAGGUUCGAUGACCCAGGCCCCAGGGAUUUAGCUAAACAGUUAUUUGAGGGUGCUGCACACUGCACCUUUUAGGUAGUCCCCCGGAGACCACCAACAUGUGCACUUUUCUGCCAUCUGAGAUUUGAAUGAUAUAGAAUACUAGUAAUAAAAUAAUUGCUUUUUGUUUUGUUUGACAGAUUAUACCAUGAUUAUAAAUACAUACAGAAUUGAUAUAUCUGGUAUGUGAAACCUUAAAACUUUCCUAAUUAAACACAUUCCCUAACAGUUUUUAUCAAAUUUAUCAUAGUUAAGUUUUUCACAGCAGGAUACAAUGUGCCCUAUUAUUACAAUAUUUCCCUUUUCUGCAGCACUCUGCUGUUUUUAAAACCUGUUCUUUAUCUGAAGAUGAUUCAUGUUUUCACAACUGUAUUAUAUUUCAUAUUGAUUUCAUUGUUUUGUCAGAACAGUUAAAUUGUGUUGCAACUAUUUAUUUUAAUGUAAAUAAAGUAAAUGUCAUAUC
Molecule: messenger RNA, 4770 nt
Organism: Mya arenaria
Lineage: Eukaryota; Metazoa; Mollusca; Bivalvia; Myida; Myidae
Product: E3 SUMO-protein ligase PIAS2-like
Exons: 17
Coding region: 130-2148 (672 amino acids)
Biological process (GO): protein sumoylation; regulation of transcription by RNA polymerase II
Molecular function (GO): zinc ion binding; transcription coregulator activity; SUMO ligase activity
Source: RefSeq, a predicted model, not a curated record